This is a messenger RNA of Drosophila miranda, 1197 nucleotides long. RefSeq names its product dnaJ homolog subfamily B member 13. Gene Ontology annotation, cellular component: cytosol. The coding region runs from base 25 to 1125 and encodes 366 amino acids. Lineage: Eukaryota; Metazoa; Arthropoda; Insecta; Diptera; Drosophilidae. Gene Ontology annotation, molecular function: protein-folding chaperone binding. The transcript is spliced from 2 exons. The record is from RefSeq and is a predicted model, not a curated record.
AACCAAACCAAAUUCUGUUGCAACAUGAAUCGUCCGGAGCUGGACUACUAUGCGGUGCUCGAUAUGCCGAGGAGUGCCACCAAGCAAGACAUUACACUGGCCUAUCGUCGCCUCGCCAUACGUCUCUGUCCGCACAGGGACAAGAAGGAUGCGCAAGACUUUGUGCCCCUCGCCCAAGAAGGUCGACUGACGCAUCUUUCGCCCAUGGGAGAGGCCAAGCAAUGGGCCUACGUCAACAUGGCCUUUGAUGUUCUGGGGAACGAUCUGUAUCGCGCCAUCUACGACCGCUAUGGCGAGGCGGGUCUCUUUGAGGGCGUGAUGCUGCCCAAUGGCUACUUUCCGCCGUAUCAAUAUCACGGCGAGCACAUGAAGGUCUACGAAAGCGUCUUUGCCAGCUACUCGCCCUAUGCCAAUGUCAUCGAUGCCAUAACCAAUCCUCCCAGUCUGUAUGCAACCAAGAACCUGGGCAUUGGCGUGCGCAGCAAGGAUGCCGAUACAGAGAAGAUUAUUCAGCUGUCCCUCGAGGAAGUGCGCUCGGGCUGUGUGAAGCUGAUGCAUGUGUGGCGUCAGGAAAUUGUCGACGCCAAGGAGUCACGCCUCGAGAAGCGCAAGCAUACACUCAAACUGAACAUCGCCCCAGGGACUACGGCUGGGACUCGCUUUUGCUUCAAGGAGGAGGGGGAUCGUUAUCCCGCCUCCAUUCCGGGCGACGUUAUCUUUAUAGCCGCCGACAAGCCGCAUCCAGAAUUUGAGCGCAGGAAUCUCCACGAUCUUGUCUAUCGCUAUAACAUUGAUUUAGGCCAGGCAAUGACUGGUUUCAUAUUUUUCAUCUCCACGCUAGACAAGCGCCAGCUUAAGAUCGUCAUCACGGAUGUGGUCCACCAGGGCUACCGCAAGGUGAUUCCAUUGGAGGGUCUGCCCAAGUGCCGCAAUCUGGAUGCUGUGACUGCGAUCAAGGAGGCCAAUAAGAUAAAUGAUCAGUUUGGCGACCUCAUAAUCGAGUUUAAUUAUAUUUUCCCCAAAUAUUUGACGCCUACAAUGAAAAGCAUGACGCGUGAGUUCUUCCGCGAGCUCCACAAGUUGGAAGUGGAACUCGAGGAGGAGGAAAAAAAUAACAUGCUUUAGUAAGAAUUUUUGCCUGUUAAACCAAGAAAUUUCAAGUACCUUUAAAAUAAAUUAUAUCUUUCUGUGUUGAAA